GCCUGCCAGCUCUGCCGGACGAGAAAGACGAAAUGCAACAAUGUACGCCCAAUAUGUGGGGCAUGCAGUCAGAUUGGAGCACACUGCGUCUUUGAAGACAGCCUGGAUCAUUCUUCGCAACAGGGAUCUGAUACCUUUCAACCUGUUGUUCAAGAACAAAUACAGGAUGAGAGCAUGUGGAAUGGAAUAUCCCCGGAUCCUAUAGGGCAUAACCAUACUCCAAAUGGGGAAGCAAACCAUGGCACGGGAGAUCAGAAUGCAGCCUCGCAAUAUUCUACGAAUGAUCAAGAUGGUUUGUCAUCAUCUAAGUAUUUAUAUAUCCCCGCUUGCCGGACAAGUCCCAGCAAGAUCCUCCAAUGGCCAAUAUUCGAAGCACAGUAUCCUGCUGAUUGCCUCGAUGAAAGUUUUGUUUUAUCCUCGGAAGCUUCAGCUGACCAAGGACUGACAGAUGGUCCUUGUAGAAGCUCGUGGAAAUCAAAUGGGGGGCGCUCCUCUCAUGGUCGUUUCGGCGUCCAAGAAGAAGAAAUUGAGGGGCUGAUUGAAGACUUCCUCGCGGGGGUCCAUAUUAAAAAUCCAAUUCUGCAUCCAGAUUCACUGCGUCUUUAUGCCCGAAAUGUAGCAGAGAAUGGUCCCCAAUGGGAUUCGAAAUCUUGUUUAGUUUAUCUUACGUGUUCUCUGGGCUGUCUUGUCCAAUCUUUCCAGUCGAAGGAUUUCAGACCAGCAGACUCGGCUGACCCCCAUGAAACAACCUCUGUAAAGCAAGACUGCCAAAACUUGCGCCAUGCCGAAGCAUACUACAAUCUUGCUCGGAAGCGCAUUGGGCUCCUUCUCCCGUCAAUAAUGACCGCUCACUGCUACUUCUUCUCGGGGGUCUACCUCAUGUAUGUUAUGCAGCCACUCCAAGCCUGGAAUAACUUCUACCAAGCUUCUACGUUGUGCCACAUGUGUCUACAGUCUCGCAAGCCACUUACAAAUGAGCGAACAAUUCGGCUGGAGCAAUGCCUUUACUGGUCGUGUUUCAAGUCAGAAUCUGAAAUGCGAGGAGAGCUUCCACUACCUGUCUCAGUACUCGGCACCAUUGAGUACCCUCAUCUUUUUCCAAACCCACCGGAGGUUUCUUCACCGGCAACGGAGGCGAAGCUUGGCCACGGGGGAUCCUCAGACGAUUCUUCCUCACCUGCUGUCUCAACACCAUACUCACGUCGACAAGAGUCUCUGGCCUCAUACAGCGAAAGUUGGUUCUACUACUUAACCGAGAUUGCACUUCGUCGUAUUGGAAACCGUAUUUUGAACACCUUUUUCAAAGAAGAUUCCUCCUCGUGGUUGAAUGUUCCAAUUCCUGCCAUAAUCAAUGUCGCAAAGAAGUUUGAAAAUGAAAUAAAGCAGAGGGUAGACAGAUUGCCAGAUUCUCUUCGAUAUGACCAACAAAACCUCAGGAUCCGUCCCGAAGGAGAACUCCCCCACGUUAUCCGGGCGAGAGUUGUUGAGAUUCGGUCCUGGAUCUGUCGGCCGUUCCUAUUCUAUGCUGUACAUCAACCGGCAGAUGAUCCCAAUCAGAUAUUGAUUCGAGGUUUCGUACAAGAUUCUCUUGAAUUAUCCUUUUGUGUCAUAGAGAGCGUUGCGCACCGGCACCGACACCAUGGGACUUGGUAUGCUCUUCGCAGCGGGACAUCUGCGGCGUUUCGAAUCAUUGCCGCAGUCAAAUGUGGCCAUUUAGAUGUUCCUCUGGGGUGGAAACAGCUGAUUCUCAAACACAUCUCGACCCUGAAGUACUGGGAAAUGGAGUCACUGGACUUUGCGAAAGCCAGAGUCAUCUUGGAAGAACUACUGACAGAAGUGGGAGUGGGUUCAGCGUAA
Molecule: messenger RNA, 1857 nt
Organism: Hyaloscypha bicolor E
Lineage: Eukaryota; Fungi; Ascomycota; Leotiomycetes; Helotiales; Hyaloscyphaceae
Exons: 6
Biological process (GO): regulation of DNA-templated transcription
Molecular function (GO): zinc ion binding; DNA-binding transcription factor activity, RNA polymerase II-specific
Source: RefSeq, a predicted model, not a curated record